Messenger RNA from Pistacia vera, 694 nucleotides. RefSeq names its product probable acetyltransferase NATA1-like. NCBI's taxonomy places the organism in Eukaryota, Viridiplantae, Streptophyta, Magnoliopsida, Sapindales, Anacardiaceae. The coding region runs from base 3 to 602 and encodes 199 amino acids. The record is from RefSeq and is a predicted model, not a curated record. The transcript has a single exon. Gene Ontology annotation, molecular function: N-acetyltransferase activity.
AAAUGGAGCCCUCCCAUUCUCUCUUCUCCCGCAUUCGUCUGGCCACUCCCGCCGACGUCCCCCGCAUCUACAAACUCCUCCACCAACAAGCCGUCUUCUCACACCUCACUUACGACUUCUCCGCCACAGAAUCUUCUCUCUCCGCCACCCUCUUCAAAUACGCCCCCUUCACUUCCGUCACUAUCUUCCUCCUCGAAGUCUCCCCAAACCCCUUGACCCCCUCCGACCGUGUCAUUCACUUAGAGCAUCCACUAACCGAUCCCGAGCGCGAAACAUUCAUCUCUGAUAAAGUAAACGAUGUUACUGUUGUUGGGUUCGUUUCAUUUUUUCCGAAUUAUUCCUCAUUUCUCGCGAAACACGGGUUUUGCAUCGAGGAUUUGUUCGUGAGAGAGUGUUACAGAAGGAAGGGUUUUGGACGGAUGCUGUUGAGUGCAGUUGCGAAACAAGCUGUGAAAAUGGGGUAUGGGAAAGUUGAGUGGGCUGUGAUUGACUGGAAUGAUAAUGCUAUUAAGUUUUACGAAGAGAUGGGAGCUCAAGUGGUUGAUCAUAAAUGGCGUUUAUGGUGGUUGAGCAGUGCAGCUCUUGAGAAGCUUGGUGAGUGAAGCGGAUGUUAUUUCUUUAAUAUCAAUAAGCGUUUGUUUUUCGGGAGUUUCUAGAUUUGUUUGCUGGUCAUCGUCAUUAUAUUAAGAAUUGU